CCCCAUGUUUUUCCUCUUUUAAAUUGAAUUGAAAACUUUUUAAUAGGGGGUGGAUAUAUUACUUUAACGUUUAAUACAUUUAUAUUUCUCAAGCACGUUUUUUUUUAGUUGAUAUUUAUUUUUUCCACGGUUCUGUUUUGGUCGUCCCACGCAGGCGCACUUUUGUUUACAUUAGCUAGGAAGACGAGCUAUGCUAGGUCGGGAAGAAAAUAAGGCCAUUUUGCAGGUUGCUGCGUUCAAAUAAGUGGAUUGAACGUCGGUUUUCAAAGUAAAAGCAAAACCUUUGUAGACUCCUUUAGGAUCACGAUGAUUGAGGUGGUGGCCUCCAUGGCGCGGGGCCCCGUCUUUCUGGCCGGGGAACUAAUGGAGUCUCUCAUUACCUUCAGGAAUCCUAUGUCACACUUCUCUACCUCUGCAAGCAGUGAGAUGUUGGCGUGGGCAAGUGCCCAGAUUCACUGUCAGUUCCACGCCAGUGAGAACCGGGUGAGCCUUCCAAGCCAGGGAAACAAGCAGGAUGUUCAGGCUGAAAGUGACACAGUACUCAUUCCAAGCAGAGGCGAGAGAGGGCAGUGUGUUCUGGACACACCACCCAAGAUCUUAUUCUGUGACCUAUGUCUGGAUCCAGGAGAGAGCAAAACCUAUUCAUAUAGUGAGGUAGUACCCAUCGAUGGCCCUCCCAGCUUCCGGGGCCAGGCGGUGAAGUAUGUCUACAAACUCACCAUCGGCUGUCAGAGGGUUAACUCUCCCAUUAAACUCCUCAGAGUUCCCUUUAGAGUUCUGGUUCUGCAGGGCAUGCCAGAACCCUCAUUCGCUCAGGACGAUGAAGUUUCUCCAUCAAACCCCUUCCUGGAGGAAGAGGAAGCAAGUCGGAGGGAUGCUCGGCCGUUGGAGAGGGCAUUAGACAUGCUCAUGGUCUCCACAUCUAGACGCUGCCCACACAUGUUUAAUAUCACUAAUGUUCGAGGAAAAGUGGCAAAGUUCUGCAUCUUCAAGACUGUUUACAGAUUAGGAGAGGACAUCAUCGGCACGUUUAACUUCUCCGAGGGGGACAUUCCCUGCUUGCAGUAUUCAGUGAGCCUCCAAAGUGAGGAGGAGAUACAGCAGGAGUACCAGAGGCGUCCUGGCCAGGCUCUCAGUGUGACGGGACACGGUCGUCAUUUGGAGUCUUGCCUGCACACGGCAUCUAGCCACUUCUCCCUCCAUGCCCCCCUUAACGUCACGCCAGGUUUCAGCACAGAUAUAGUUACCCUGAGGUGGCGUCUACACUUUGAAUUCGUUACGGCGCGGGAGCCCGUCGAGCUGCCCACUGUGCUUCGGAACGAGUCAAAAGUGACUGUGUGGACCGGGGCGGAGCACGUGGAAGUAGAUACCUUCAGCUGGGACCUGCCCAUCAAGAUCUUGCCCACCAACCCAGCUCUGGCAUCCUACGAGUCGCAGUUCACAGGAAGCAACAGCAUCAACAUUUGACUUCCACCUUUCAAGGCCAGAAAAUGGCACUUUUGACACAAAACAUAUCCCUUAUAAGGCACAAUGUCAUGUUUUUAGACUUUUACUUAAUUUCCUGUUCAUCAAAAUGAAGAUGAAGACGCUGACAGACUAAUGACUACCAACGGUAUAUGUGUAUGUUUAUUCAUCUUUUUUCAUUCAAAAUCCCAAUUGAACAAACAAUUUCCUCGUCAAGAUGAACAUUGCAUAUAAAUCAGUGGUUCUUAACCAGGGUUCGAUCGAACCCUAGGGGUUCGGUGAGUCGGCCUCAGGGGUUCGGUGGAACCUCCACUCAAGCCACACCCGACUCAUCGUGUACAUAAAAACUUCUCCCAAUCGGCAUAUUAGGGAUACGGCAACAGCAGAACCCAAACUGAUUUGCUGGUGUGUAAUUUGUUACGAGUUCAUGCACUGUGUUGGUUUUGUUCUUUGAAGAAGGUGAUGUUCAUGCACAGUUGUGCACCAGUGAAAGAUCAUAUAACUUUGUCUUGAAUAUGAAAAACAUUUUAUUUUUCACUAAAGUACGGUUUGGUGGUUGGGCAUAUAAAACUGGUGGGGUUCAGUACCUACAACAAGUUUAAGAACCACUGAUAUAAAUACAUGCUGAUUAAACAUUAGCACUUGACAUAUGUGAGGAAAACAGCAGGAAAAAAAUAAAAUAUAUUAAUGCUAUUUUCACAAAUGACUGCAAGAGGCUUUUUAAUGUAAUAAUAAACCAGUAUCAAAUUGCU
Messenger RNA from Nerophis ophidion (straightnose pipefish), 2216 nucleotides. It is a transcript of the gene rgp1, whose product is annotated as GP1 homolog, RAB6A GEF complex partner 1. Bases 307 to 1467 code for a protein of 386 amino acids. NCBI's taxonomy places the organism in Eukaryota, Metazoa, Chordata, Actinopteri, Syngnathiformes, Syngnathidae. The transcript is spliced from 9 exons. Gene Ontology annotation, biological process: retrograde transport, endosome to Golgi. The record is from RefSeq and is a predicted model, not a curated record. Gene Ontology annotation, cellular component: Ric1-Rgp1 guanyl-nucleotide exchange factor complex; Golgi membrane.